CAAGCCAUACCAGACGACUGGUUCGGCUUGGUUCAAGGCUUGGUGGUGAAACUGGUAAUUUGGCUCAGUAUUCUAAUUUUAUAAUCUGUAAUCGAUUUUGUAAUUAAAAACUCUACUUUUCAAACUCGGUCUAGUGACUCUGAACGCAAAUGACACUUUUAUGAGCGUAUUUUUUUGUACUUUGUUAUGGUCUACGUGCGACAUUCAGGUCAUUCAGAAACCAAAAAUAAGGAGAAGUGGGGAUGUCCGAUAAAGAAAAACAGCAAAGGAAAGAGAAGAGGGUAGUCAAGGUGCCUUCUAACGGGAGAGGCAAAGACACAACUGGCAGGACUAAGGACUCUAUAAGCACUGUGUCAUACAUUGAUGAACUGGGCCACCAUGAUGACAACGCUCGCCUUGCUCCAACAAUGGAGAACACCUACCAGAUGGGACCUUACAAACGCUUCCCUGCCAACGCUGCCACAGACAUACUUAAAGACGUCCUUACCAGUUACCUCCAAGAGGAGAAAUAUGAAGUAGAGUGGUCUCAAAAAAUGACCAAAACAUUGUGUGAGGUAAUACGAGCCCGCGUGAAGGAACUAAUGAUCCCCAGAUACAAAAUUGUCAUCCUGGUCCACAUCGGCCAGCUCACCGGGCAAAGCAUGCAGAUCAGCAGCCGCUGUCUUUGGGACGCGUCUAAUGACACUUUCGCCUCGUACUCCUUCAAGAACAGUUCUCUGUUUGGCAUGGCGACUGUUUACGCUGUUUACUUUGAGUGAAUUCUCUCUUUCUGUGUUCUGUUUUUGAGUAGUUGUAAAGAAACUUAAAACAAAUCUUAACCAAACCUCACAGUG
Pelmatolapia mariae (spotted tilapia) is the source of this 833-nucleotide messenger RNA. RefSeq names its product dynein light chain Tctex-type family member 5 (gene dynlt5). The record is from RefSeq and is a predicted model, not a curated record. The transcript has 4 exons. Gene Ontology annotation, molecular function: dynein intermediate chain binding. Lineage: Eukaryota; Metazoa; Chordata; Actinopteri; Cichliformes; Cichlidae. The coding region runs from base 243 to 758 and encodes 171 amino acids. Gene Ontology annotation, cellular component: cytoplasm; cytoplasmic dynein complex. Gene Ontology annotation, biological process: microtubule-based movement.